AUGGCAACAAUUCCUGAAACGGAUUUCGAAAGCAAGCACAAGGAAAUACUGAACUUGAUAUCAUUUAGACAAGGAGAUAUUUCGUUGUUUGAUUUUCAUGAUAAAAUUCAAAAUUUGUCAAAAUUUGAAGAAUUAAAAGAAAACGAAAUUCCAACAAUAAUUUCGACUGUUACAACGAAACAAUUCUUGAGGAAAAGAAUGAAGCAGAUUAAAAUUGAAGUCCAUCAAUCUGCAACUAAAAUUGUUUUGUCUAUUUUGUGGUCUUGCAAUUACAAAAAUGAAUUUGAAGAGUUUUUGAAAAAUCCAACUUUACAAAAUUUCGAAAAAACUUUUUCGGAUUUCAUUCCAAAAGUCCAAAAAAUCAAAGAAUCUUUAAUGGAAAACAGCAAGAAGAAAUCAUUUGAUACUAUUCUAAACUCAUUAAACAGGAAAUUUAGUUUAUUAAUGAGUUCUUCCGCAUUGAAAAAUCCAAAUGAACAAAGAAAUACUUGGAUUUCAAAAAUCAUUGAUUUUUAUAAUUUCGAAUUUGAUGCAUUCGAAUUGAAAAGAAUUGAUCAGCUUAGAACAAGAAGAAAUACUCUUCCAAAGCUUGCAAAUGAAAGAAUUAUUGGCUUCUUAACAAAACAAAAAUCUUUGAAUCAUUAUUACUUGAAAAACAACAAAUUAUCUAUUUUUAUUCCUUUCGCAAGGGCUUUGAUACAAAAAAUAGAUGUAAAGAAGUUUGAUCUAAAUGAAAUUUGUUCUGAUAUCAAUGAUUUCUUGAUAAAUAUUCAUUUCAUGAUCAAUGAAAAUGAUCCGAAAAAUCUCAAACAAAAAACUGAAAAAUUUUUGUCUUUGGAAACUGAAAAUUCUUUGUUUAUGGGACAAGCAAUUCAACCUAUUGACAGAUCCAGAUUAUUAGAUCUUCCAUUUAGAGCUCACAUUGGUCCACAACAAGUCUUUGGAAUUCCUGCAGAAGUUGCUUUGAAUUCAGGAAAUUACUGGGAUGUUGCAAGAAACAUUUGUAUGUUAAGAAACAAAAAUUGUUGGAAAGACAUGAAAUAUCCUGAUUUCAUUGUUAACAAUAUUAAAUUGGAUAAUAAUGAAUUGUCAUUAAUGAGUUUAGGAGCAAUGAUUGCUUUGGGAGCUGAGAUUUUUGAUUCCGAAAUUACAAGAUUUAUCAAAAUCAAUAGAAACACAGAAAAAUCCAAAGAUUUUGAUAUAAAUCUUAGAAGAAAUUCUGAAAGUUGUUUCGAAAUAGAUCCUCCUAAUUUCGAAAUCACUGAUAAUUUGAUCAGAUCAAUGGCAGAAAUUCUCAAAAAAGUUGAUUUAAGAACUACAAAUACAUCUGUUUCAAUUCAGAAUUGUAUUAUUUUGUCUUUUGUUACGAAAUUGUUCCAAAUUUCAAAAGACAAACAAAAUCUUGCUAUGUAUUUUAUUCAGUUAAAGCCAUUAGUAGAUAUUGCACAAAAUGUUGAUGUUCCGAAUUACUCUAAUACAACAUUUUGCUAUUUAAUUCGUCAGCAACUUAAAAAGUCAAAAAUCGAAAAAGAAAAUGACGACAGAUUCAUUCCUUUGACACAUUUCUCCAAAUGCGAUAACAAAAUAAUAAGUGGACAUGAUAGUACAACAUCAUUUUUUGUACACACGAAACAGAUUUCGAAUUUAAAUGGUAUUUCAUUUAAAUUUGAUUCAUUGAAGAAUUCAUUGAAAUAUAUUGGUUUCAUUUCUGAAGAUUGGGAUUCAGUUUUCCUCAGUUUCCUUGAUAGAAACAUUUACUCCGAUAGAGGAUAUGUUCCUUACAAAGAAUCAAUAUCUGAGAUUGUUUUGUCUGUUGAAGGUUCUUGUUUGAAAUUCGGAAAUGUUAAAAUAGAAACCGAAGAAACAAAGAAGAGAUGGAUUUUCGUAAUUACUAAUUUCGAUGAUUCUAUAAUUAAUUAUCAGUUUAUUGAUAAAAUUACGAAAUCAAAUAAUUCUGUUUCUUUGUUGAAACAACAUAAUUUCGAUUUAACAGCAAUUUUCCCUAAAAUUUGCUUAGGAAUGCAAGCAAACAUUCAAAGACAUUCUGAUAUAAUUGUUUCUGAAAUCCUAAGUGAUUACAAAUAUAAAAUCAAAGGAAUAGAUGAUGAAUCUAAUUCUAGUGUUGAAUAUGAAGUUUCCGCAAACCAAAUCAAUAAACAAAACACGAGUUUUGAAACAGUAAUGAUUAAUUCCGAAAUGUUCCAUCAAAUCGGACACAAAAAAGAUCUUGAAAACAAACUAAUUGAAACAUGUAAUUUUUAUUCAUAUUCAUUGUUGAAUUCUAUUUCUGAAUAUUUCGGUCAACAAAAUCUUGACAAACUAUUAUUAUCAUUAUCAAGAUUGAGUGAUACAUCAUCAUAUGAAGAAAUAGAAUAA
This is a messenger RNA of Trichomonas vaginalis G3, 2376 nucleotides long. RefSeq names its product ubiquitin protein ligase protein. NCBI's taxonomy places the organism in Eukaryota, Parabasalia, Trichomonadida, Trichomonadidae. The transcript has a single exon. The record is from RefSeq and is a predicted model, not a curated record. The coding region runs from base 1 to 2376 and encodes 791 amino acids.